CCCCAACCUCUUUAAAUUUACCAUGGACGCCCCUCCUUCUCCUCCUUUGCAAGUUCCCCCUAGCUCCCACAACGACGCCGUUGAUUCAUCCAAUCCAAUGGCUCAAAUUUCCACUGCAUCAUCAAUGUCCGAAGCCAUCAACGGCUCAGAACCCACCAAUCGAAACACAGAAGGGAAAAAGAAGAAAAAGCAGAACCACCAUUCAGAGGCCUCUUCAGAAUCGCCGUCUUCGUGGGCUUCCUCCAGUGGGUUCCGGUCCACGGCGUCCUUGUCACACUCUUCAGCACAAAAAAGAGGGAUUAGGCUCUUUGGUCGGCGCCCAAACCCUAAAAUAUUUUCCGGGCCGGGCCGGGCCAAGCCGGGGGAUGACGGUGCGCUCGCUCUUCCUCUUGGCAUGUCCAUUGCAGCUAUUGUUGCUCAGGUUUUGAAAAGAAAAGAUACAACAGAUGAACAUAAAUUUGUGGAUCAUCUAUCUCAGAUAUGCGCUGCAGCAGUCAGAGAAUCUUUAGUUAAUGUUUAUGGAGAUAAUUUUGAUUGUUUUGUGGAGAAUUUUGAGAAAUCAUUCAGGAGCACCUUGAUGACUUUGCAUGUAAUCAAUAAAUCUACUAAAGCUAAAGGAACAGAUAAGGGAAAAGCUGAGAUAUGCUCGUCCGAAGUCAUGACAGUCUCUUCUGCCAACAGAGCUGGCAAUUGUGGAUGUGAUUUGGGAGUCAAAGAAUGCCUUUCAGAUCCACUUCUUGCUGCCGGCAGUCAUGAACAACCAAACAUUCAUGAAGAGAUAGCAGAAAAUACAACGAUUGAUCCAAGGAAUAACAGUCUUACUGUGCAUGAUCAACAAAUAACGCAGAAUAUGGCCUUCAUCACUCCAAGCAGAAGCUCAAGUGGUUAUAAUAGCCAAUCAGUUCUUAGCACCUUCGAGAAAUCCAUUAUUGAGCAAGUUCGAUCUAAUGAUCUCAAGGAAUUUGAGAUGGGACUUACUGUGAAAAAAUUGCAACUUAAGGAAAGACAACUAGCUCUCAGUUCUCAUGCAAACUUUUUAGAAAGGUCUAAAUUGGCAUUUGGCUUUUCUAAGGCUUCCUUCAAGGUUGAAAAGUUCAAAACUCAGUUAGGAGAUGUAAGACAUGCUGAGCUGCUUAGAAAGUGCAUAGACUGUCUUGUUGUUGGUCUCUUUGUCAUGUUAGGCUGUGCAGGAUAUGGAGUUUUUGUUUAUUCCCACAAAAGAAUUUCUGAGGCUACAGCAUCUUGCUCACGUCUGGAGGAAUCCAAGUCUUGGUGGAUGCCAAAGUCAAUGGCAUCUUUUAACUCAGGAAUGCAGAUUCUAAAGUGUCAGUUUCAAGUCGUAACCCGAAUGUUGGCUGGUGGUUUCAUGGUCCUUGCAAUUGCCUAUUUGCUUCUUCAGAGAUCCGCAACAUCAAAUCAAGCAAUGCCAGUCACUUUCAUCGUUUUGUUAUUAGCAGUUGCCUGCGGUUUUGCGGGAAAGCUAUGCAUCGACACAUUAGGGGGCAGUGGAAACCAUUGGCUAGUUUACUGGGAGGUUCUGUGCUCAUUGCACUUUCUUUCAAACCUUUGGACCUCAAUGUUGUUCGCUAUUCUUCACGGGCCGAUUAAUGUGUCAGAGGGAACCAAGAACAAUCCGCGUUUUCCAUAUUGGUUGAGAAGAUGUCUAUUCUAUAGUACUGUUUCUCUGUUUCUCCCAUUGUUAUGUGGAUUUUUACCUUUUGCAAGCCUUGAUGAAUGGAAAGACCACUUCUCUUCACUACUGAUGGAUAGUGAGGAUUGAUUUUGGACUGAUGACUUCUAUAUGCAGACUAGCUGCAGAGUGUAGUAAUGCUUGUUGUAUGUAUUUAUGUACCAUAGUCUACAUUACCAGGGUUCCAUUUUUCUGUGAAUCAUAGCCUUUUCUACAAUGAUGUUCAAGCAAUAGUUGGCUUGCAGAUGUCUGAUAAAUGGGCCCUAAUGUAAACUUAGUUCCUUAUUUGUAGCGUUAAAUUGCAUCAAUUUUCAGCCUUUUGUUUGCAACA
Molecule: messenger RNA, 2021 nt
Organism: Coffea eugenioides
Lineage: Eukaryota; Viridiplantae; Streptophyta; Magnoliopsida; Gentianales; Rubiaceae
Product: protein CPR-5
Exons: 5
Coding region: 23-1780 (585 amino acids)
Biological process (GO): trichome morphogenesis; defense response; leaf senescence
Source: RefSeq, a predicted model, not a curated record